AUGUUCAUGAGUGAGGGGGAGAUGGAAGAGGAUGCUGAUGCUUUUAAGGUGGUUUGUGAUGCACCGGAAUACGGGUGGAGCUUGACUAAUCCAUGUGAUGUUGAUAUGAUAUUGUUCCCAAUAAUGCAACACCGUUGGUGUUAUUGCAUAUGUGUGAACCUGAAGGGGAAUAGUGUUGAUAUCCUCGACAGCUCGUCUGCCUGCAUUGCAAAGAUUGAUAAAUAUGACAAGAAGCCAAACGUUGUUCGAGACAUGGUCAUAAAAUAUUUCAAGAGUAAAGGACUGGAUGGCCGGGUCGAGAAACUGAAGGCACAAGAACCAAAACGAUUGCAAUUGGCGUGGAGAGAUUCGACCGCUGUAUUUGAUUAUGGUGUGAUUACAAUGCGGCACAUGGAGACGUACACAGAGCAUACAUUGAAGCAGUGGGAAUGUGGCUUGAAAAAGGGGGAUGAGAAGGUGGUGAAUGCACUUCGCACAACGUAUUGUGCUGCGAUAGUCGAAUCAGAUGCCAACGAGGUUAAGGACAAGAUAAGGCAGCUGAAUUUCCAGUUUCGUAUGCUUUUGAGUUUUGGUUUCAUGGAGCAACUCCUGA
Messenger RNA from Cuscuta campestris, 592 nucleotides. Lineage: Eukaryota; Viridiplantae; Streptophyta; Magnoliopsida; Solanales; Convolvulaceae. The record is from the annotation of a GenBank genome assembly.